Dicrocoelium dendriticum is the source of this 231-nucleotide messenger RNA. Lineage: Eukaryota; Metazoa; Platyhelminthes; Trematoda; Plagiorchiida; Dicrocoeliidae. The record is from the annotation of a GenBank genome assembly.
AUGUUACUGGGUUUGAAUUUAAUGGCACAUAGUCUUGCAAACGGUAGAAUUGCGGGACCUGCUUGUGCUCGGAUAUUUGUUUAUCGCUAUGGAUCUGGGCAACCGCAACCACAUCACUUGUUCCUCCUGAUCCCUGACUCUUUUCGGACCGGUUUGAGGCGGUCAUUUGAUAUUGAAGAAAUCGAAGUCGCUGAUGGUCAAUUCAAUCGGCUAAUUCGAACCUCUUGUUAA